AUGCAACUGCGGAGCGAUGUGAAUCCCAAAGGCAUUUUCGUUUGCGGGUUGCCUGACUCCACAGAGAGCCGUGAAGUAUAUGAAUAUUUCUCCAAAUUCGGCGUCGUCACCGAGGUCAAUCUUAUAAAUCGCAUGGAGAAGUUUAACUCUCGCCUUUGGGGCUUCGUCAAUUUUCGUGACACUGACACAGUGGAGAAGGUGUUGGAAGCUCAACCACACGUGAUAAAUGCGACUCGAAUAACCGUUUCCCAUGCCAUAAGCCGGACAUCCGGUGAUACUGAUGUGUCACACGCCAAAGUAGCGACUCAUUGGAUCACAGGGCUAUCCCGCGGCUUCGGGUUUGUUAAAUUCACGGAUAAAGCGGCUUUUGAUAAUGGUGUUCUGGAAGCCUGCCACAACAUCAACGGCUCUGAAAUCGAAGUCAAGCCGGCGAUGCCUGAAAGCCUAUCGCGUUUCUUUGGAUUCUAA
Messenger RNA from Dibothriocephalus latus, 468 nucleotides. Lineage: Eukaryota; Metazoa; Platyhelminthes; Cestoda; Diphyllobothriidea; Diphyllobothriidae. The record is from the annotation of a GenBank genome assembly.